This is a messenger RNA of Oppiella nova, 964 nucleotides long. The record is from the annotation of a GenBank genome assembly. Lineage: Eukaryota; Metazoa; Arthropoda; Arachnida; Sarcoptiformes; Oppiidae.
UCCAACACUGGAAGAUAUCCGCUGUUGGGGCGAAUCAUUUGACAAACUUAUGAAAUGUUCGGCGGGUCGCAAAGUAUUUCGCGAUUUCCUGAAAUGCGAGUACAGCGAAGAGAAUAUCCUGUUUUGGUUGGCCUGUGAGGACCUCAAGAAGGAGUCUAAUCCCGAUGUCAUCGAAGAAAAGGCACGCCUUAUAUAUGAAGACUACAUCUCUAUAUUAUCGCCAAAAGAGGUGAGUCUGGACUCACGGGUUCGGGAGAUAAUCAACCGAAAUAUGGUGGAGCCGAGUCCGCACACCUUCGAUGAGGCACAGCUCCAGAUCUAUACACUCAUGCAUAGGGACUCAUAUCCCCGGUUCAUAAACUCUCAAACGUAUCGAAAAUUAGCACAAAUUCCUUCUCCGACCCGAAAGGGAAGUGCGGCCUAACAUUGAUUGCAUCGGAUUUGGAUUUCAAUACAAUUUGCGGAUCAAACAAAUCAAUAAUUAAAUUCAAUUCAAUUAAUUGGACAUUAGUUUUGUGCAAAUAAUACAACUCUUAACUGGAAUGACUGACACACAUACUGACCAGCAUUUCGUGGAGUUUUAUUGUAUAGUUAGAGUCUUUUUAGAGUUAUUUAUUCACUUAUACUGAACGGAUCGCAACCGAAGCAUCACUUCUGUAAACAAAUUACAAAUUGUCUCAAAACCGAUGCUUCAGCUUAUGAUCUGUGUUAUGGAAAAAGCAAUUAAAUAAUUAAAUAAAACCCAAUAACGGCUCAACACCUCAUUGAUGGCAACAACACAACAAUUGUGUGAUGAAGUGAUCAAACACUACAACACCUCAACACCUCUGACCACAUACUGACCAUUGCUUUCAAUUCUCAUGAUUUCAUGUUUUGUUUCAAACACGACCAAACAUUUUAGAUUAUGUUUAUUAUUCAUUAUAUAUUGUUAUUAUUGUUUUAAGUUUAUUUUUGUUACUCUGUU